Andrographis paniculata is the source of this 3859-nucleotide messenger RNA. RefSeq names its product receptor-like protein EIX2. The record is from RefSeq and is a predicted model, not a curated record. The coding region runs from base 1083 to 3761 and encodes 892 amino acids. The transcript has a single exon. Gene Ontology annotation, molecular function: protein binding. NCBI's taxonomy places the organism in Eukaryota, Viridiplantae, Streptophyta, Magnoliopsida, Lamiales, Acanthaceae.
UGUUCUUACCUUUUUACUGUGAUAAAUUAGUAAAUUUUUCAAAAAUCACUUUUGUUAUUUUUCAUCAUACUAUUUGGAGUUUAGGAAAUUUCGAGAUUUUUGGAAAUAGUUAAGAAGUUUGGGGUGUGUUGUGAUUUUGUGAGAGAAAAUAAGAAUUUGAUGCGAUAUUUUUUGAAAAACUUGGAAAUGAUAAAUAUUGUCAAAACUUUCAAAAGUGUAUGAAAUAGAGCCUAUAUUUUUCAAAAAAACAUAUCAAAUACUUACUUUUUAUUCUACUUUUUUUCAAACUCCAAGACAUUUAUAAACACUUUCAUUCAUCAUGCAACACUUUUCGCCAUACUUAUUGCUCAGAUUAAAUACACGUAACUACUUUUACGUGAUGGUGUAGACGGCCACUGAAAAACCUUAGAUGGCAUUAUAAUGAUAGUAACCUCUUUAGCGUUCCUAGUUUUACUUUCUUGGUUCUUUGUGGUACAAGAAGCUGAAUUGAAAUGAGUAAGUAUUAGGAUGUACUACUUUUUGAAAGCAAGUAUGGAUAUAAAUAUGCUGAGUAGUGUAUAGUGUGUCUAAACAUCGUAUAUAUGGAUGACUCCUUGUGUGUGGUCAUUCCAUAAAUCAUGCUCAGUUGACAUCAGUUUUAGUAUACUGACAUUGUUUUCUGCAGUACACUAAAAUUGGCACGGUGUCUCCUACACGCUAAAAUGAAUUUUAUUGGGUACUGUAGAAUUUCCCACCAAAAAUUGCGGACUUCUUGAAAGUUGUAUGAAGAAAGUAUAUAUUUCUCAAUGUUCUCACUAAUCAAUCAAUGAUUGUCGUGAAACAAAUCAUUUAUUAAAUAAAAGCAAGUGAAACUUUGAACUUUAUCUUCCAUUAGCACAAAGUGCUUUGGUGCAUUUGUUUAUUGAAGGUGAGCUUUAUUUGUGUUCCAAUCACUUUAAUUUGUUCCACUAUAGAUGAAUUAUUGGUAGCCAAAAAACUAUAAUAAAUAACGGUGAAUCUUUCUUUGUUCAUGAUCAUCUGCAGCUGCAUCUACUUUCGUCAUAAACAUAUUUUUUGCAUUCCAUUUCUGUUUGUGUGGCCAUAUGAUGAAGAUAUCUGAAAAUUUUCUUCUCCUUUUAAUGAUAUUACUUGUUUUGGAGUUAGGGUGUGUUGCCAAAAAUACAUCUUUUAAUUGUGUUGCUCUCCUCAAGUUGAAAGCGAGUUUUGUCGAUCCUUCAAAUAGUUUGUCUUCAUGGAGUAACGCAGAUUGUUGCACAUGGGAAGGUGUUACCUGCAAUGAGACUUCAGGACACGUCGUCAAACUUGAUCUCCAUGGUUAUAACAACCUUGUAUCGAAUGAUAUCACAUGGGUUUCCAAUCUUACAUCAUUGGAGCUUCUUGAUUUGGGCGGGGUUGGUCUUAGUCGAAAUAAUGACUUAGUUGAGGUACUCGCUGCGCUCCCUUCUUUAUUAAAGUUUCGUAUGUCUAGUAGUGGACUUAACAAUAGUCAUCUAUCCCAUGCCUGCCAAAAUUCGACAAUCCUUUCGCGUGUCCGAGUCUUGGAUCUUAGUUAUAACUCAUUUGAUGGAGAAGUUCCUUGCUUUCUUCAUAAUAUAACUUCAUUAAGGUUUCUUGAUCUUUCGAACAAUCACUACAAUUUUUCUCCCACCCAUUUUCCUAGAUUGAAAAACCUUGUAGAUCUCAACCUUGGGAGCAAUGCUAUUAAUUGUUCAUCAAAUUGGAUCUCCGAACUCAUGUCUGAUAAAUGUCACUUGGAGUCGUUAGAUCUUUUCGAUAAUUUCUUUUAUGGAGAGAUCUCGGGAGCUUUCAAGAACAUUUCUGGAUGUUGGGGUCAAAACUUGAGGACACUAAGUUUGGGUUUCAACGGCUUUAGUGGUGAUUUACCUAACGAGUUCGACAAAAUCAAACAAUUGAUGUAUCUCGAACUUACUAAUAUGCUUAUUACCGGUCCGAUUCCUGAAUCUAUUGGGAACUUAUCAGGCUUAGAAGUAUUGAUUGUUUUCGUUAACAUGUUAGUUGGUUCAAUUCCAUCAUCCUUUCGAAAUUUGAAGGCAUUGAGAAGAUUGGAUAUAAAUAGUAAUCAAUUAAGCGGGGAGAUUCCUGUGUUUCUAGGACAACUAUCAAAACUCGAGUGGAUUGAUCUUUCGUAUAACUCGUUCAAUGGAACGAUUUCUGAGGCUCAUUUUGCCAAGCUCUCGAAAUUGGAACACCUCGACUUAACCUCCAACUCGAUUAAUUUUACAGUUGGAUCGAGUUGGAUGCCUUCUUUUGGAUUGAAGAUUCUUCUUAUGAGAUCUUGCUACAUUGGAGGUCCAUUUCCACCAUGGCUUCAAACUCAGACUACAUUGAUUGAGUUGAAUUUAGCAAAUUGUAGCAUUUCGGGAACUCUUCCAAAAUGGCUCGGCGCCAUGAAUCUUCAAAAGUUGGACCUCUACGAUAACCACAUACAUGGCGCAAUCCAGAAGCUUCCUUCAGGAUUGACGUCAUUAGAUCUUGCGGGCAACAUGAUCGAUCACAUUCCGAGGAACAUUGGUAAUAACGUACCUCUUUUAGGCAUUCUAAUAUUGGCGCGAAACUCCAUUAAUGGUUCGUUACCUGAUUCUUUUUGUGCGAUGAGAGCUUUGACCUUCAUAGAUCUCUCGAGGAAUCUUAUAUCCGGUAAUUUGCCGGAUUGUUGGAAAAACUUUCCGGGUUUAAGUUUUCUUGCACUGUCGUCCAAUAAGCUUUCGGGCAACAUUCCUGAAUCCAUUGGAGAGGCUUAUGAUUUGUCGUGGCUUCUAUUGAGCAACAACAGCUUUUCAGGAUGGAUUCCCCCGACUUUACAGAACUGUACCGGUUUAAAAAUGUUGGAUGUAGGAGAAAAUAUGUUGUCCGGUAGCAUACCGGAAUGGAUUGGAGAUAACAUGUCGGAUAUAGAAAUUCUUCGAUUAAGGGACAAUAUGUUUCAUGGUGCGAUUCCUCGCACGCUUUGUCGAGCUUCUCGGCUUCAAGUUCUAGACCUCGGGAACAAUAAGUUGAAUGGAUACAUCCCGCGUUGCUUUGGGAACUUCUCCGCCAUGAUAAAGAAGAAUGUACUUGGCCAAUUUUAUUGGGAUCAAGAUAGUUUACGCCAAGUGUUGAAAGGAAUGGUGAUGGAGUAUAGAUGGGGAAGCUUAUUUGAUGUGGUUAAUAUGGAUCUUUCGCGCAACAAUCUUGUUGGGGAAAUCCCUCCGGAGUUGAUGGAUCUUGUCGAUUUGCGGGGUCUUAAUCUUUCGUAUAAUCACUUGGAUAAAGGAAUUCCGGAAAAUAUUGGGGAUCUGAAGUAUUUGGAGUCUCUUGAUCUUUCGAACAACCAUUUGUUUGGAAAAAUUCCCAAUAGUUUGUCGAACCUAUAUUUUCUGAGCUACCUGAACUUGUCCAACAAUAAUUUGUCGGGACCAAUUCCUAUCGGAAAGCAAUUGCAAACUCUUGAAGACCCGUCUAUUUAUGAUGGCAAUUCUCGACUCUGCGGUGCUCCGUUGCCAAAGAGAUGUCUUGGCGACGAAGCACCGAAAGGAUCAAACGAUGAAAAUGAUGCAUCAUCGGGAAAGAUCGAUUUAGAGGAUAAAAUAUGGUUGUAUGCAUUUGUCAUUGGGGGUUUUGUCAUCGGAUUUUGGGGUUUUGUUGGAUUCUUGGUCUUGAAAAAGAGUUUUAGACAAGCAUACUUUCGUUUUAUGGAAGAGAUGGGUAGCAAAACCUUGGUUUACGCGGCAUUAAUGAGGCGAAGAAUUUCAGGUAAGUGAGAUGUGCGUAUAGAGUAUGUUGCUUUCAAGGUUUGGAUUUGAGUUUGAUGUUGUAAAGUAGUUGAGACGAUCAUUGCUGAAAAAAAAUAAAAUAAAUA